Molecule: messenger RNA, 1174 nt
Organism: Guyanagaster necrorhizus
Lineage: Eukaryota; Fungi; Basidiomycota; Agaricomycetes; Agaricales; Physalacriaceae
Product: retinal short-chain dehydrogenase/reductase
Exons: 11
Coding region: 74-1174 (366 amino acids)
Molecular function (GO): oxidoreductase activity, acting on the CH-OH group of donors, NAD or NADP as acceptor
Source: RefSeq, a predicted model, not a curated record
GCAACUUUUCGUUGUCAUCCCUCUUUUGGUUUUCGUCUUACGCCACCAGGCUGCGCCUGCUUUUUCUUCUCAAAUGUCUUCCAGGGCUCCGGACGGUUCCCCCAUCUACGAUAGUUUUGACGUCGACCUUGUUGUCAAGGUUUUGUCUCAUACAGCUUUCAGUCCUUUCUUUAUUUUCUUCAUUCCUAUUUUCUAUUUCUUCCAAGGUGUCCAGAUAUCGGACCCAAUCAUUGUCGGCUGGGGGGUUUACUAUGUCAUCAUUUCGCUCUUCUGGUUCGUCAAGUGGUGCUCGUUGCUCUACCGGAACCAAGGAAAUCUCUUGUUUGCUCCUCCGCGACUUGACUGGGGUGAACAAAUCGUGGUCAUAACUGGAGGUUCGUCUGGUGUUGGAGAACUUUUGGCAAAUACUCUUGCUGUUCGAAAUGUGAACGUCGUAGUCCUGGAUGUUAAUCCCAUUGUAACGGAGAACUAUAACAUAACAUACUACCAGUGUGAUGUCUCGAAAUGGGAGGAGGUGGAUGCUGUUUCGAAGAAGGUCAUUGAUGAGAUAGGGCAACCGACCGUCCUGGUUAACAACGCAGGUGUAGUGCAAGGGAAGCCAAUCUUGGACUUGAAGCCUGAAGACGUUCAACAAACGUUCGGGGUGAAUACACUGGCUCACUUCUAUACGCUCAAGGCAUUCCUUCCUGGUAUGAUUCAGAACAGAACGGGCCAUAUUGUCACCAUGUCGUCUGUCUUGGGAUAUGGUGGGGUAGUUCGCAUGUCUGACUAUGCUGCCUCUAAAGCGGCCCUUAUCUCUCUCAACGAAACCCUCCGGUAUGAACUGGACAAGUUGUACAAAUGUCCCGGCAUCAGGACGACUCUAAUCGUUUCAGGACGCAUAUCCACCCCUCUAUUCCAAAGCAUCAACACGUCGCCAUCUCUGAUCUUCAAAUUCCUCAUGCCAACCAUUCCGCCAGUUACUGUUGUCAAAAAAAUCAUUGGUGUGCUGGAUGAUCAACAUUCUCAGACGAUUUUGCUGCCAUUCUAUGCGAAUUUCAUGCCGCUUCUCCAGCACUUGCCUAGUUUCUUAAGGGAUUUUUGUCAGUGGAUUGCAGGGGCCGACGAUUCUACUGCCAAUUUCAUGAAGACGACCGGUCGUCGGGCGGAUGAGGAUGUUGCCGAGAAGAGUUAA